AUACUUAUGGAGAAAAAUUAUUAUCCAUAUUAAAAAAAGUCACAGACAAAAAAUAAUAAUAAAACCUUUAUAGUAAAAUUACUAUUAUGCAUAUAGUUGCAUGUGUAAAUUUUGGAUAAUAAAAUAUUAAUAUGGCUUAAACUGUCAUUUAAUAAUUAUAAGGUGAAAGUUUUGAUAUUAAAAAUUAUGAUGAUAUGUUCUAAUCCAUAGAUUUAAAUUAAUUUUCUAAUACAAAUUAUUAAUAUGAAUUAACUGAAGAAGAAUAAAGUAUUCUUAAAUUUAUUGAGUAAUUUGAUGAAGCAAUGAAAUAGCAUGCUAAGAGUAGUGGAAAUAAAAAUAAAAAAUCAUCUUCUUCUCCUUUGGGUGAUGGUGAUGGUGAUGGUGAUGAUGAUGAAGAUAUUCCUUAAUUAAAUAAUAAAGAUUUUGAACCUAAAAUUGGUGGUUUUUCUUUUACAGAUGCAUCUUAAACUGUUUAAUUAGCUUAUAUUCUCGGAAUAUUUUUGGCUAUAUUUUCUAUUAUUUUAUUGG
Messenger RNA from Ichthyophthirius multifiliis, 528 nucleotides. RefSeq lists its product as hypothetical. NCBI's taxonomy places the organism in Eukaryota, Ciliophora, Oligohymenophorea, Hymenostomatida. The transcript has 2 exons. The record is from RefSeq and is a predicted model, not a curated record. The annotation marks the transcript as partial.